Messenger RNA from Drosophila hydei, 1272 nucleotides. RefSeq lists its product as uncharacterized. NCBI's taxonomy places the organism in Eukaryota, Metazoa, Arthropoda, Insecta, Diptera, Drosophilidae. The transcript has 9 exons. The coding region runs from base 66 to 1202 and encodes 378 amino acids. The record is from RefSeq and is a predicted model, not a curated record.
UAUGUACACACUGUAUCUUGAGUUUUCAGUUUUGCGGCAAAAAAAUCGUACAAAAUACAAAUUAAAUGAAUCUCAAUGUUAGCAACAGUUUUGGAUAUACUUGCCGGUUGCUACAAAAACAUUGCGACAAUGCACAGACAAGCGAGAGAGCCGCCGAGGAUCUUGUCGAUCUGCUCAAGUGUCUAAACGCAAAGGAGAAGUUGUUGUUGUCCAAAUACUUUUGCCAAUUGCCGUUAAGUGUUGGGAGUUUUCGAGUGCUUCGACAGCUGCAAAAACUAAGAAUUCUGACAGCCACGGAAUAUAUAUGCAGCAUAGAGAACGAUGAGCACCUGCAAUUGAUAUUAAUAGAGUUCCUACAGAAUGAAAAUGAGUUGCUAAUAAAUCUAUUUGUUUCGGCUCAUUACGAUUCCAUAAAUAUGCUGAGAUUGAAUAAUAUACUCGAAGAUGCUUUAAGAAAUCUCUUUAGCGCUCUGGCUGUUAAUCCUAAGAUAAGCAAUUUGAACUACGUUGAGCCGCUGUGUAAAUCUUUGCCUGAUGAUGUAUUGUUAAGUGUAUGUAUGCAAAUGCAUUUGAAUAUUCUGUUGGAAUUGCAUGUGUCUGCAGAUAUUAGUCUGGCAUUUCAACAAUUAAGCACCUGGAUUAAUGAAGGAGUCGAUGAAUUGAUCUUCAUAAAGCGACUGACAGAUAAGCUUCUUGCUCGACAUCAAGAGCAAGCAUUGAGCCAUCUCUUUAAAGUAUCUACCUCAACCAAUUUUAAAUAUUGGAAAUUUUAUAUAAUUUUACUGCAAUCUAUAGCUGGCGCCGCUAAUGCAGUAACUGCUGCAUUUAUAAAAAAAUACCUCAAGAAUCGUCUGCUACAUGCAGCUACGCUUGGCUGUCAGCUUUCCUUGUUGCAUUUGUUGCUUACGGCACGCGCAGCUGCAGCUAACACAAUGAAUAUACAACAAAAUCUGGAUAAUUAUGCGAAGUGGUACAAACAAAAUAUAGGAGAAAUGUCGUAUGUGUUAAGCAAUGAACAGUUUCAAAUGAUUUUAAAUAUGCUAGAAGAUUCCUUACAUUACGAACAAGAAAUUGAUUAUGUGGAGAUUCAUGCAGCGAUUGCCAUUUCACCUGGUGGCAAACUCGUGCAGUCAUAUAAAACCAAAUGCAAGGCCCAUUUGGCCCGCUUAAAAUUGGCCCAGAAGCAAAAUGAUGUUAAAUAACUAUUCGAUAUUUUGUAAAUGUUUAGUUAUUAAUAUUUAUGCGUAGUAUUAAUAUUUAUAAAUAUAUAUA